UACAAAAUUUCAUCAUCAAUUGAUAUGCUGCAAACUCUCACGACGGUAACUAUACGAGUGUUUCUAAAAUAUGAACAAAUAUGUUACGUUUCAGUGACAUCACGAAUGAAGAACAGUGAUUGGUUGAUGGUGUAAGGUGGGCAGCCAAUGAGCGGAGAGGAGUGCAGUGGCCAGCUGACUGGGUUAUGUUACCAACAACACUAUACCAAGCUAUAUGCAGGUCAAGAUAUCAGGCUAAAUCUGGACCCUCCUGAGCAGAGUACACGCAAGAUAUCAGGCUAAAUCUGGACCCUCCUGAGCAGAGUACACGCAGUCUUGCAUGCUUGCUCGCUCGCACACUAUGCUGGGAAGACGGGCUGUCCCUCUAAUAAAAUGGGGGUCAAUGACCUCUUCAUUAGGAGGGAGACGACACCUUCAGGUAACAAAUUGCAGACAAAGAGCAAAGCUGAUAGAUGGAAAGAAGGUAGCAGCUGAAAUUUAUGAAGAACUUUGGGCAGAGGUUCGAAGCAUGGUUGAACGUGGAGAGCGAACACCUCACCUGGUGCUUGUUCGGGUGGGACGUGACCCAGCAUCUGGCACGUAUGUCAGAAAUAAAGCAAGAGCUGCAGAUAAGAUUGGGAUUCAGAGUACUGUUCACCACUUACCACAAGACACCAGCCAGUCUACUCUACUGCAUCUAAUAAAUCAGCUCAAUGUAGACUCAGAUGUUGAUGGUAUUCUAGUGCAGCUUCCACUACCAGACCACAUGGAAGAGAAAGUGGUGUGCAACUCUGUCAUUCCAAGGAAGGAUGUUGAUGGGUUUCAUGUUAUCAACAUUGGAAGGUUUUGUUUAGAUAUGAGCAGUAUGGCUCCAUGCACCCCGUUAGGGGUCAUGGAGCUUAUUAAGCGGUAUGACAUAGAGACCUUUGGCAAGAAUGCAGUAGUUUGUGGUCGUAGUAAGAAUGUUGGGAUGCCCAUUGCUAUGCUGCUGCAUGGAGAUGGUAUUCGCACAGAUGGAGAAAUUGGUGGUAUGGAUUCAACAACAACUAUAUGUCAUCGCUAUACACCAAUGGAGCAACUAUGUUUCUUUCUUGCUAGAGCAGACAUCAUUGUUACUGCAACUGGCCUUCCAGGUCUCAUCACUGGAGAUAUGAUCAAGCCAGGAUGUGCCAUACUAGAUGUUGGAAUUAAUCGAAUCACAGAUCCUAUUACAGGCAAACCCAAACUUGUUGGCGAUUGUGACUUUGAAAGUUGUGCAGAAAAAGCCUCUUACAUAACUCCAGUGCCAGGUGGUGUGGGGCCAAUGACUGUGGCCAUGUUGAUGCGGAACACAGUUUUAGCUGCUAAGAAAAAUAUAAUUUAUUAAAGCUGUGAAACUAA
Molecule: messenger RNA, 1359 nt
Organism: Procambarus clarkii (red swamp crayfish)
Lineage: Eukaryota; Metazoa; Arthropoda; Malacostraca; Decapoda; Cambaridae
Gene: Nmdmc
Product: NAD-dependent methylenetetrahydrofolate dehydrogenase
Biological process (GO): tetrahydrofolate interconversion
Cellular component (GO): mitochondrion
Molecular function (GO): methenyltetrahydrofolate cyclohydrolase activity; methylenetetrahydrofolate dehydrogenase (NADP+) activity; methylenetetrahydrofolate dehydrogenase (NAD+) activity
Source: RefSeq, a predicted model, not a curated record